This is a messenger RNA of Cylindrotheca closterium, 2139 nucleotides long. The record is from the annotation of a GenBank genome assembly. NCBI's taxonomy places the organism in Eukaryota, Bacillariophyta, Bacillariophyceae, Bacillariales, Bacillariaceae.
AUGUCUACGGAAACACUUUCCCAAAUCACACCCAGCCAAGCUCCGUCCUCUUUGCAAGGUCGAAGAAGUUUGCGCGCCAAAGAAGCAGCUGCAAUGAUGUCACCCACGACGGUAAGAAAGGCAGUCGAAGACAGAUCCUCCAAUGAACUCUUUUCUCCGACUUCGGCAGCUGCUCUGGCAUUAUCCUCCCUUCACCAAUUUGGGGCCCAGCGGGACAAUCGAGCUCCACCGGAUACGGAACUGAAAGGAACUCGAUUGUUCACUCCUGCUUCUACUACUGCUACUACUGCUACUACUGCUCCCUUUGUGUCACAAGAGGACAAUGAUGGUAAUGAGAGCAACAACAGCGGCAAUGACCUUGAUAUUGACAUUGACAUUGGCAGUCCUGCUGAAUCCAAUAGCGAAUCCAUCAGCAGUGAAAACAAUGAAAACACCAACCGAAAUGAUGGCAAUGCUCCUACCGUCAUUGCCAACAAAGGAGAGGAGGAAGAAGCACAGAAAAUGCAAUCCUUUGCGCCUGUCUAUCAUCAGCACCAGCUUCAGCAUCUUCAUCAAACUCCAACUAUUGCUCCCUAUCCUCAUCAUCCUGGACAACCUCAACAACAGCAGCAGCACCACCACUAUGAACAAUACAACCCACAACUGCAACAGCAACCACCACUUUCUGCACCAUGGAGACGUCCAGUGGCUCCCUUGCCAAUGAAUCAUCAUCAUCCCAAUGCUCAUGCUCAUCAUCAGCCACACCAUCAUCCCCAUCCACAUGCGCAUCAUCCAGCGAGUUAUGUGGCACGGUAUCCCUACACACAUGCCCAAUUGGAAUCCUCGUUGCAACAUCAGCAACAACGAGACUACAGUGCUGGUGGAUGGGAACAACAGCAACAACAACAACAUUCACAGCAACAUUCACAACAACAUUCGCAACAAGGUGCUCCUCCUCCUCAUACCUAUAACCGAGCCUCGCCCGUUUCUUCUCUUGGGCCCUAUGCGACCGCUCCCAUGCAACCACCGCCACAUGUAUUGCAUCAACACCACCACCACACGUCGCAGCCACCACAACCGAUAGCAGCAGCACCUCACCAUCCCAGCAACAAGUUUGCUCGUUUGGCGUCCUGUGCUUCGACCUUGGUCACGCCCACUCCCAAAAAGGCCAAGUUGACUCAUGAUGGUGGUCACAGUAGUCAUAAUCAUGCUACUACUGCUGCUACUACUACGGAACAAGGCAAACAAGGAGGAGCCAUCGCAACGAUUGCAACGGCAACAAGUGCAGUCAACUAUUCUCGAAAAAAGAAAUCUUUGGGAAUCCUAGCCGAAAACUUUUUGAAUACCUAUCAAGGCUUGGCCAAGGGAUCUACCAUUGUGGUCGACGAGGCUGCCAUUAAACUCGGAGUGGAACGUAGACGCAUUUAUGAUGUGGUCAAUAUUCUGGAAUCCAUUUGUCUCGUCUGCAAGAAACACAAGAAUACAUACACGUGGAUGGGCAUGGAACAUUUGGAUGCCGUCUUUGGACGUUUGCAGGCACAAGCCAUUGCCGAAUAUCCAUCGGAUGCCCAAAAAUUCUUGGGAUCCAAGGAAUGUUUGUCUCCCAAAGAUCUACCCGCCAUUCCACUCAAGCCGGCCCGCAAACAAUCCAAAUCGAGAGAAAACAAGUCUCUUGCCAAACUCAGUCAAGAAUUCCUGCAAGUCUUUUUGGUAGGCCACGAAACACUUUCCUUGCCCGAAGCAUCCGAUAAGAUUCAAGGAACCACCUCCAUGGAAGAAUUAAUUGCCAUGGGAUCAAGUCGCAAGGAAGCCUCGACUGAGAAAGAGCUCAAGGCGGCAGCGGCCCGAGGCCUCAAAACCAAGAUUCGUCGCCUCUAUGACAUUGCCAAUGUCUUUUUGAGUGUGGGGCUCUUGAAAAAGGUCGAUCGAGGGGAUGCAAGUCGUCGACCCAACUUUUCGUGGAGUUACCGUGUCAGUGCGAAGGAACUCUACCAACAGUAUCGGCCAGGAGCAGCGCAAAAACAACGACAAACACAACAAGUUGGUGGUGGUGACAAUGAUGAUAAUGAUGAUGAUUCGGAACAUGAUGGUAGUAAUCACCAUCAUUCACCAACAACCGCGGAAGUGGUGGUUCCAGCUGUGACCACCUCGUCGCGCUAA